AUGAAGCGUAACGUGCCGGUGAUGCUGCUGUCCCUGGCGCUCUUGGUGGUGCUGCAGACACCCACCGCGCAGGGUGACCGGUUGCAACCGAAAGGCUAUCGAGACACGGUCGCAAAGCUCCAAAAGUUUUACGUUCAGUUUGAGGACAAAGUUUCGCGGGAAUUCCGUCGCUGGAAGGAGGAAGGCACCAUGUCGCAGCACUUCCGACAGCUGAUCCAAGCGUCUGCUAUUAACAAGAAUGAACGGGCUCAGGAAAUUCGCGAACUACCAACGGCUCGCGAAGGUCCACUGUGUACGAUCUGCCGUGGAUUUGGUGGAUCGGUGCUAGAGUUCCGUCGGGAAGGUGCCUCGCGUGAGGAAGUGUACAACACAACGGUGGAACUUUGCACCAUGCUCAAUCUGCAGGAGGAAUCCAUCUGCCGUGGACUUAUCGAGCUAAACAUUGACACGAUCCUGUACAUUGUGGAUAAUCGGCCGGAUCUAACGUCAGCUUCGUUGUGCGCGGUUGUCUUCCAAUCCGGGGCAUGCGUGCUGGACGAUCCUACCUUUACCGAGUGGGAGGUGGAUGUCGAUCCGAAUGGGACUCCCGUGACCGCUUCCAAGACUGGCACUCCCCAACGUGGUCCAAAUGAUUUGAAGAUCGUCCAGAUCACUGACCUUCACUUCGACCCGAACUAUCGGCCAGGAUAUAAUGCGGUAUGCGGUGCACCUGCCUGCUGCCGUGAGUCCCAGGGCGUACCGGAAGAUGUUGAAGCAGGCGCUGGACAUUGGGGUGAUUAUCGUAACUGCGACACACCGUGGAAUGCGGUCGAAGAUUUGAUUGAUCGCGUAGCGGAAGAACAUUCCGAUGCGGACUUUGUCUAUCACACUGGUGACAUUAUCGAUCACGGUAUCUGGGAAACCUCGAUCGGAUACAAUGUACGCUCGAUUAAUCGAGUCAUUAACAAGCUGCGGGACACGUUCCCUGAGACGCCGGUGUACAACAUUCUCGGCAACCACGAGGCACAUCCGACGAAUGUGUACGAGCUCGGCGAGGUAAGCCGACCGGAUUUUUCUACCAACUGGCUGUACCAUUUGUCGGCCGAUCUUUGGAGCCACUGGUUGCCACGUGCCGCGGAGCAAACGAUCCGUCUUGGUGGAUAUUAUACCGCCCUUGUACGUCCCGGAUUCCGACUGAUCGCACUCAACAAUAACGAUUGCUAUACCUUUAACUGGUGGAUCCUUUACCAACCGGACGCACUCAAGGGACAGCUCCAGUGGUUGCACGAUGUGCUGCUGCAGGCAGAACGGGCAGGUGAAAAGGUACACAUCCUAGCCCAUCUUCCCAUCUCGUCCGAUUGUUUCAGUGUGUGGCAGCGUGAGUAUCGACGAAUUUUGGAACGCUUCCGUGAUACGAUUAGCGCUCAGUUCCAUGGACAUACACACAAGGACGAGUUUAAUGUGUUUUAUGCGAGCGAAAACCCUGAAUAUGCGGUCGGUGUGGCAUGGAACGGAGGUAGCGGUACGUCGCACACGAACGUUAACCCUAACUACGUUGUGUAUUACGUCAAUCCGGAGACUUAUGAGGUGACCGACUUUGAAUCGUACGCGUACAAUCUUACGUCCGCAAACUUGACACCGGACGAGCGUCCCGAUUGGUUCCGCAUGUACUCGUUCCAGGAGGAGUACGGACUAUCCGAUCUCAGUCCAGCCGGUGUUGAUGAGCUGAUUCAACGGUUGGGAACACCCGCCGGACGGGACGAACUGCGCCGCUAUUGGGAAUAUAAGGUGAAGCUGGCGGAUGCAUCGCUUGCCAACGAUUGUACGGAGGAUUGUCUGCUCAAUCAUCUGUGUGAGAUCGUCACAAAUCAGGCGGAUGACUUGCGGAAGUGUCAGGAACUAACAGAAACCUUUUUCGACUAGGA
Molecule: messenger RNA, 1904 nt
Organism: Anopheles maculipalpis
Lineage: Eukaryota; Metazoa; Arthropoda; Insecta; Diptera; Culicidae
Product: sphingomyelin phosphodiesterase-like
Exons: 3
Coding region: 1-1902 (633 amino acids)
Biological process (GO): ceramide biosynthetic process; sphingomyelin catabolic process
Cellular component (GO): lysosome
Molecular function (GO): acid sphingomyelin phosphodiesterase activity
Source: RefSeq, a predicted model, not a curated record